This is a messenger RNA of Tribolium madens (black flour beetle), 6103 nucleotides long. RefSeq names its product titin. The record is from RefSeq and is a predicted model, not a curated record. The coding region runs from base 154 to 5883 and encodes 1909 amino acids. The transcript is spliced from 4 exons. Lineage: Eukaryota; Metazoa; Arthropoda; Insecta; Coleoptera; Tenebrionidae.
AGACCAAGACUGAAGAGCAUUUCAGAACCGUUUCACGCGUGUGCACAAAAUUAUCGAAAAAAGAGCAGCUUUUUUCGUCAAAACAUCACUAGUGAGCCAUCCAUUUUCGAAAGAUGGGAAAAUUGAAUCGUCCAAGUGGUGCUGCGUGGAGUGAUGGAACGACAUAAGAAGGACAAACGGCACAGGAAGAAAGCUCCACGGGUACCAAUCAAGACUUAUAAGUGGGAAGACAUCCGAAGAGAGCGUUUGAGAGGUGGUUACCCUUGGACCUAUUUAUAUAAAGAACCUUUUGACGAAAAUAUCGAUCCAAAACUUUUCAAAAUGGAAGCAAUGUCGAAAAGUAAAAGUUCGUCGCCUUUACCAAAACCGAGUGAAACUUUGGAUAUCAAAGAAAUUACGGAAGAAACAAAUAAUUUAAUACCGGAACCUUCGGGUUAUAUCGUUAUAACAGAAGUACCAAGUGAUUCAGAAAGCCAUUCCAAAAAUAUAACUGAAGGUUCCGUUACCAUAGAAGACGUCGGAGAACCUGAAACCACAAAUUUAGAAUCCGCUGAAAGUUCAGAUAAUAUUAGUCAGUAUUUAGAUAAGGAAGAAGUCGUUGAUCCCGUGCCAACUUCAACAAAAAUCGAAGAAAACGGACGACAAGAGAGAGCCAAAUCUGAAGAACCCAAACGAAAAAGAAAACUAUCAAUAGACAGUAGCUACAGUCGAAAGAGUUUGUCCAAAUUAGCAAUUAUGAAAAAAUUAAAAGAAGCCAAAGACAAAAUUAAAGUUCCUAAACUAAGUUUGCCAAAAUCCCUAAAACAACCUCCUGAAAAAAGUACAAAUAAACCUGAAACCAAACCUAAAGACGUGUCUAAACUUUUAAAACCUGACCCAAAUCUGAAACCUGUUUAUAUCCACAUUCCCUUGAAACCACCCGAGGGAGAAACGGAUGAAUUCUCCUACUUGGAAUUCGGUGAGAAGAAACCUGAACCGCCAAAAAUAGAAGAAAAACCACAGGAAGAAAUACCAAAAAUCGAAAUUGAGGCUAGUUUUAAUGAAGAAAGGAGAUUCAGUGGAGAUCCUGACGAUAUCGUGGCCUUCGAAAUUCUCAAAACUGAAACUAUAGACUUGGAUCAUGCGAACAAAAAUGGACUUUCAGGAGGAAGCGAUUAUUUAAUUAUCCAACAAGACGAUGACGCUAAGAGUGAAAAUAUGAUAAUAAUAAUGCCUGGAGAAGAAUCUAGUACAAGUCAAGGACAAUCACCUUCGAGGCAAGGUAGCAGAAAAAUUCGGGCCAAAUCAGCAGAACCUGAACGGAAAAGACGCUUAUCUGUUGACAGUAGUAGCAGCUUAUCAAAAUUGAGUAUAAUGCAAAAACUGAAAGAAUUCAAACUUCCCAAACUGUCACUAUCGCGGUCUGGUUCGAAGAAAGGACAAGAGAAAAAAACUGAACCUAAAGAAAUUAAAGACACUAAACCGGAAGUCAAAAAAGUAGAACCAUCAAGUGGUGCACCUAAAUACAUUCAUAUACCGUUAAAACCUCCCCCUGGACAUACCGAUGAGUUUUCUCACCUAGAAUUUGAGGAGAAGAAAGAAAUUCAACUUGAAGACCCCCCAAAAGUUGAAGACCCCUCAAAAGUUGAAGAAAGUUCAGUUGAAAGUCCUACAAGUCCGAAAACUGAAGGUGUCCAGUUUAUAUUCCUGACGCCACCUUCGGAUGACGAAGUUUUAAAAGAGCCUGAAAUCCCCGAGACUCCCUCUUCUGAAACAAGCGAUGAGUCGAGACUCACCGAGCUGAAAAAACUCGCCAAAGACGCAGUGGAGAAAGUUUCACCAGAGUCUCAAAAGAAAGUCUUGCAACCGGUUGAGGAAGAAGCCGAUUCUAAAUCACUCGAAGAAGAAAAGUCCGAAAAAAUGGUGGUGGAUGAAGAGGACGGUUUGAAACUGACCGAAUCAGCAAUGGCGUUGCAGGAGCAGAACAUCAAAGCUAAAGAAGUUGCCGAAGUUUCCGAACUGAAGUCUAGUUUAAAAACCCCUGAGUCUCCGGUUUUGAAAAAGAAAGUUUCGUUUAAAAGACGAUCGAGAGAUGAUUCAAAAGAUACAGAUUACGAGGAAGUUCAAGCGCCUGAAAAGGACGAGGCUGGAGAAAAGAAAAAGUUGGAUGUAUUGGAGAAUAAUCAGUCAAUGUCGGUUGAUGAAGAGAAGAGUUAUCUCGAUGAGGAAAAAAUUAUUAAAAGUACUUCGCUCGAGGAGGAUUAUAACAGAUGGUCAAAAUUAAGUGAUCACGAGUACGAACCUGUGAAUCCACCACCCGACAUCCCAUCGGUAGCACCUCCCACCGUUCACGUAAUCGAUUCGGAGCAGAACCUUCAACCAAAACCAAUAAGUCUGGCCAGUAGCACAACAUCUCUAGACCGCCGAAUGUUAGGUUCCGAACCACCCGAACCCACAAUACCCGAUUACACAGUCCAAGAAAUCCAAACCGAAAUUGAAACCAAAUACUUUAGCAAAACACCAGUGAAACAGGAAACAACAGUACACACAGUCACAGUCACCCAAAAACCAACAAAACCGAAAUCGGAAGGUCCGAGCAAACUCCAACAAGCCUUCAAAACACAGACAGACAAAUUCAAAACAAAAUUACACGAGAUCAAGCUGCCUCCAAAACCACACUUGAAAAAACCCAAUUUCAAAUUCGAAAAACCUAAAUUUAACUUACCAAAAAUUCCGGAUUCGGCGAAAGUCAAUCUACCUUCGUUCAGUUUGCCACGCAGAAAACGGUCUCUGAAACAACGACAAUACUCGACGGAAUCAAAUGCGGGUGAUUCCAAGACAAAUUAUUUCGAUUUUCGGACAUAUCCUAGACUUUUCAAGAAAAAACCUAAAGACGAUUUCGAUUCGUUUGCGAAAAAUGAACGGGAAGUAAGUGAAUUUGCGACGGUUCCCCGGACGAAACGAAAGCAAGAAAGUGAUGAUAGAUGGGGUGGCAGAGACUCCAUCCGAAUUCCUCUCCAUUCGGAAGAUUCGAUGGAAGAAAGCGAAGACAUGGCGUCUCAUAUCAGAUACGACCAAGAUAUCGAUAUUGACGAUGCCUACGAGAAGGAAAACCAAGAAAUACACUGCGCUUCACCCUUCAGUCACAAUUAUAACAGCCGAUGGGACCAUGGGAGCUUCCAUCCGGAACCCAACCAACAAGUCACUGAUCUAGACUCACCCAUUGACAAACCACAACCCCAUGAGAGCUUUGACACAAACACGAGUAAAGACAUCCAUUCCUCGGAGAGUUCUCUAGGAAUACAUCGCCGCGGAGUCCUGGAAGAAAUCGAUUCGGACGAGUUUUUCCUCCGACAAAAGGGUAUUUCCCAAGAUAAUAUCGAAGUCGGGAUGUAUCUAAGUUCCGAAAUCCGGGAAGCUUUCAAAUCCCCUAAUAACGCGUUAAAUGACUUACAAAACGAACCUUACUCGUAUGAAACUCGUGCUUCCAAUACAUCACUCCCGGAAACACCUUCAAAACGAAAAGUCGUGAAAAAACCCAAAAGAAAGAAAACUCCUCAUGUGUCACAAGAACAAUUAUCCUUCGAUCAAGAUUCGGAACUUGAGCUUGAAAUUCCGCCCUCAAGACCAAAAAGAAGAAGCAGGAGGAGUAAGAAAAAAGAAGAAGUUAUUCCGUAUCAAGAGACCAUAGCUGUUGAAGUUCCGGAAGUUGGUAUUCCAGAUGAAGACGAAGAUAGAGUCAUGUACGAGAAUGAGCAAAUGGAAGGGAAGGAACAACCGGAAAUUAAGAUCAAUGACCCCUACACCGGAUAUGACAGUGAAGAUGAGGAGUUUAAAGACGAGGAGAAACCAAUGGCUCCGCCACGAAAACACCGGAGUUUGAAAAGUCUGAAUUACUCGGAACACGAGUCGAUUCUUGGGGAUUUUAACCCGGACCAGGAUACUGAAGUCUACAAGACCGAACACGAGUACAUAAUCCCAACCCCGGAGGAACCCCCAAUCCGGCCAUCACGAACCCUCUCUCGCUCCAGCUCCAAAUCAAUUCAAGACGAACCCCCAGCAAGACCAGCGAGAUCCCGCUCCCGGACACGUUCCCGGGCCGAAUCCCUUACUGAAGAACAACCUUGCGUUGAAGAAACGUGUGUCCAGGAUUUCCGGGACUACAUGGGAUAUGCCAUCGUUGACAAGAAUAACAAACGGGAACCACCUCUACCACCACCGAAGACACCACCACGCCGGAAACGGUCGAUCCAAUCCGAACAAAAGUUUUUCACGGUACCAAGACCCGUCUCGGAGGAACCACCGGUACGUCCCUUGAGAAAUUACAGUACAUUGGGGCCGAGUAGACCCCCGAGACGGAAACAUCCAGUCCCAAAUAUGACUGAUGAAGAAAAGGAAAAUAUUGACAUAACGCAAUACAUUGAAAUUGAUGAUGAACCCAAUAGGGAUUUACACUCGGGAAAGGUGAUUCAGAAGAUGAAAGACCGGCCUUUGCCGGCGCCCCCAAGGCCCCCCAGAAAUAAACUAAGUAAGCCUUUGCAAGAUAUCACAAGUCAAGAGAAUGUUGCAGAAGAGGAGAGUGGGGAAAAAGGGGAAGUUGUCGACGAAACAGAAGUUUCGACCCAAACUGAAGAAGUUUGUGAACCGGAAACGAUGCCAAAGCCGGAAACUGUUAUCACUAAGAAGCAGCUGAUAACUCCAACGAACUAUACUUAUGAAGAAGAAACCAUCACUCAUGGUACAUUGGUUGUGGAACCUUUGAAUGGGGCUAAAAUUCUACCUGACCAUGAAUUUACUCGGAUCGAAAAACCAAAAGAAAGGACAAUUCCGGUUGAAGAAGAAGAUGAAGAAACUUCAGAAAUACCGGAAGAAUUUACUAAAUUGAAGGAUCCUCCGCCUGUGACAGUUGAAAAUCAACCGACAAUCGUCGAAAAAAUAAUAGAACGACCUGUCAUGAUUCAACCUGAUUCAAACACUGAAGUUGAAGUUUUAAAAGCUCAAAAACUACAAGUCAGCGAUUUGGACGUCGAUAGACUAAAUGUGAACGAGCUUUUAGCAAGCAGAAUUGUAGUUUCAGAAAUCGACAGUGGAAGCAUCCAAACAAAUGAACUCAGUUCGAAAUCCGGAGCCCUUAAAGUGGGCGAAAUCGAGUUACCCCCAAGCCUCGUCCAACAACUCCUUGAAAAACUUCAGUCAGUGGUACCACAACCAGAAACCGAAAAUUUGGAAUCGGCUAGUGGAACCACUCACCCGGAGCCCCCAUCGGAAGCUUCCUCCGGGCAAAAAAAAACUCCGAUUGAACAAGUAACUGACGUUCCCCCCCAGCGACCCCCCCGAAAAUCAUCACUAGUUCUAGAUGACCCCCCUAACAUUUCAGUCGCUGAUUCCCCGACUGACCCACUUACCGUUUCAGAGCGCCCCCCGGAGCCCCCAGUGAGAAGCGCCUCGAUCGAGGACACGCCACCCCCGCGACCUCCCGACCCCAUCUACGUCCCUUCGCAGCCCCCCGCGAGUUUCUAUGCUCUGCGAGCGCAGCAAUUCGUGGACGAGGACAUUCCCAUGGCGCCUCGACGACGGCGUCAUCGCAAAACCCCCGUUUCUAGGUCGAGUUCGGACGAGACGCCGCCCCCAGCGAGGCGGCGGGUUAGGUCGCCUGAGCCCUCCAUAUCCCAGCUGACGGGACAGUUGGUCAGGGCGUGCGGAGCGGCCGCCAACUGCUCGAUUAAAAGACUGAUUGCGCAUAUUAGGGAUGAUUUGAUAAGAAAUGCGGACGGGCAGCAAGAUUUGCAUGUAAUGAUGGUGAUUUUGUUGGUUUUAAUUGCGGGAUUGAUUUUAUUAGCGGGUGAUGGGAAAACGGUGCAUCAUCAUCACUGGGAGUUUUUCAAUCCGCCGAGGGACAUGUAAGGGGUUUUUAAGUCGAUUUGUUAUGUAAAUAAAUUUUUAGUCAAACUAUUACUUAAUUUUUUAUUGUUAAUACUAUUAUAAAUAAGAGGGUUUUUUCUUAAUAAAUCACCUUACGUAAAAUUAGUCAAACAUAUCAUCAUACGACACUAGAUUUCUCUUAUCCCUGUGAUUACCUUUUUGAGAAUGACUCGAAGCUAUAAAAAUGUUAAAUCAAGUUUAA